AUGAAAUUCUUCGCCGUCUGCUUCUUCGCUGUUGUGGCUGUGGCUGCUGCCAAGCCUGGUAUUGUGGCUCCUCUGGCCGCCGCUCCUCUGGCCUAUACCGCUCCCGCUGUGGUGGGCAGUGCCGCCUACGUGGCUCCCUACGCCUCCAGCUACACCGCCAACACGGUGGCCCACAGCGCCGCCUUCCCUGCCGCCUACACCGCCGCCUAUGCCGCCCCUGCUGCCUACACCGCUGCCUAUACCGCUCCCGUCGCUGCCGCCUAUACCGCUCCAGUGGCCCGCUUUGCCGCUCCCUACGCCGCCCCCUACGCCGCCGCCUACACCUCCCCUCUGGCCUACAGCUCGCCCUAUGUGGCCAGUCCCUAUGUGGCCACCGCCGCCGCUCCUCUGUUCCUGAAGAAGUAAAUCAAUGGAUUGUGAACCCUGCCGAAAAUAAUUCCCUGUGAGCAUGUCUCAUGGCUUGGCUUUUAUUUUUCUAGACCUCAAUAAACGAUUUUAAACAUGAA
Messenger RNA from Drosophila suzukii, 506 nucleotides. RefSeq names its product vitelline membrane protein Vm26Ab. The record is from RefSeq and is a predicted model, not a curated record. NCBI's taxonomy places the organism in Eukaryota, Metazoa, Arthropoda, Insecta, Diptera, Drosophilidae.